Candida tropicalis MYA-3404 is the source of this 384-nucleotide messenger RNA. RefSeq lists its product as uncharacterized. Gene Ontology annotation, biological process: endoplasmic reticulum to Golgi vesicle-mediated transport. Gene Ontology annotation, cellular component: endoplasmic reticulum membrane; COPII-coated ER to Golgi transport vesicle; Golgi membrane. Lineage: Eukaryota; Fungi; Ascomycota; Pichiomycetes; Serinales; Debaryomycetaceae. The coding region runs from base 1 to 384 and encodes 127 amino acids. The transcript has a single exon. The record is from RefSeq and is a predicted model, not a curated record.
AUGAGAGAACGAGAGAGAAAAAGAGAGAAACAACAACACAUUAAGACUACUUCAAAGUCUACAACCAACAGCUUUUACAACACUAUAGGAACAAUGUUUGGGUUGGGUAAAUUAUUUUAUGUUAUAGUAUUAACAAUUAAUGGGAUUGCUGUGCUAAGUGAAGAUCGAUUUUUAAAUAGAAUUGGAUGGGGAUCAACAACAUCACAACAAAAUAAUGGAAAUAUUCAAGCUCAAUUUAAUCAAUUUAACACUGGAAUGGAAAAUGGUGAAGGAUCAAUAAAAACAAAAUUAAUCAAUUUAAUAAGUGCUGUUAGAACAUUAAUGAGAAUACCUUUGAUUGUGGUGAAUCUUUUCAUUAUCAUAUAUGAGUUGAUCUUGGGAUGA